Orycteropus afer afer is the source of this 2988-nucleotide messenger RNA. The record is from RefSeq and is a predicted model, not a curated record. NCBI's taxonomy places the organism in Eukaryota, Metazoa, Chordata, Mammalia, Tubulidentata, Orycteropodidae.
CGCGGCCGCCAAAGCAGGCGCAGGGAAAGCGCCCGCGGCCCCAGCGGCAGCAGCGGCCGCCUCCUCUCGCCUCGCGGGCCCACAGCCCGCCGUCCCGGGCCGGCCCCUCUCGGGCUCCCGCUCCCCGCGCGCAAGAUGGCUGACCCGGCUGCGGGGCCGCCGCCGAGCGAGGGCGAGGAGAGCACCGUGCGCUUCGCCCGCAAAGGCGCCCUCCGGCAGAAGAACGUGCACGAGGUGAAGAACCACAAAUUCACCGCCCGCUUCUUCAAGCAGCCGACCUUCUGCAGCCACUGCACCGACUUCAUCUGGGGCUUCGGGAAGCAGGGGUUCCAGUGCCAAGUCUGCUGCUUUGUUGUGCACAAACGGUGCCAUGAAUUCGUCACCUUCUCCUGCCCAGGAGCUGACAAGGGUCCAGCCUCGGAUGACCCCCGGAGCAAACACAAGUUUAAAAUCCACACCUACUCCAGCCCCACGUUUUGUGACCACUGUGGGUCCCUGCUAUAUGGGCUCAUCCACCAGGGGAUGAAAUGUGACACCUGCAUGAUGAAUGUGCACAAGCGCUGUGUCAUGAACGUCCCCAGCCUCUGUGGCACGGACCACACGGAGCGCCGCGGACGCAUCUACAUCCAGGCCAACAUCGACAGGGACGUCCUCAUUGUCGUUGUAAGAGAUGCUAAAAACCUCGUACCUAUGGAUCCCAAUGGCUUGUCAGAUCCCUACGUAAAACUGAAACUGAUUCCUGAUCCUAAAAGUGAGAGCAAACAGAAGACCAAAACCAUCAAGUGCUCACUCAACCCUGAGUGGAAUGAGACAUUUAAAUUUCAGCUUAAAGAGUCGGACAAAGACAGAAGGCUGUCCGUAGAAAUUUGGGAUUGGGAUCUAACCAGCAGGAAUGACUUCAUGGGAUCGCUGUCAUUUGGGAUUUCUGAGCUACAGAAGGCUGGUGUUGAUGGCUGGUUUAAGUUAUUGAGCCAGGAGGAGGGUGAAUACUUCAAUGUGCCUGUGCCGCCGGAAGGAAGUGAGGGCAAUGAGGAACUGCGGCAGAAAUUUGAGAGGGCCAAGAUUGGUCAGGGGACCAAGGCUCCAGAAGAAAAGACCACCAACACCAUAUCCAAAUUUGACAACAAUGGCAACAGGGACCGGAUGAAACUGACUGAUUUUAACUUCCUGAUGGUGCUGGGGAAAGGCAGCUUUGGCAAGGUCAUGCUCUCAGAGCGAAAAGGCACAGACGAGCUGUACGCUGUGAAGAUCCUAAAGAAAGACGUGGUGAUCCAGGACGACGACGUGGAGUGCACGAUGGUGGAGAAGCGGGUUCUGGCCCUGCCCGGGAAGCCCCCAUUCCUGACCCAGCUCCACUCCUGCUUCCAGACCAUGGACCGCCUGUACUUUGUGAUGGAGUACGUCAACGGGGGUGACCUUAUGUACCACAUCCAACAAGUUGGCCGGUUUAAGGAGCCUCAUGCUGUAUUCUACGCCGCAGAAAUCGCCAUCGGUCUGUUUUUCUUACAGAGCAAGGGCAUCAUUUACCGUGACCUAAAACUUGACAAUGUGAUGCUGGAUUCUGAGGGGCACAUCAAGAUUGCUGAUUUUGGCAUGUGUAAGGAAAACAUCUGGGACGGGGUGACAACCAAGACGUUUUGUGGCACUCCAGACUACAUCGCCCCUGAGAUUAUCGCCUAUCAGCCCUAUGGGAAGUCUGUGGAUUGGUGGGCAUUUGGAGUUCUGCUGUAUGAAAUGUUGGCUGGGCAGGCACCAUUUGAAGGGGAGGAUGAGGAUGAACUCUUCCAGUCCAUCAUGGAACACAACGUGGCUUAUCCCAAAUCCAUGUCCAAGGAAGCUGUGGCCAUCUGCAAAGGGCUGAUGACCAAACACCCGGGCAAACGUCUGGGUUGUGGACCCGAAGGUGAACGUGACAUCAAAGAGCAUGCCUUUUUCCGAUACAUUGACUGGGAAAAACUUGAACGCAAAGAGAUCCAGCCUCCAUAUAAGCCAAAAGCUUGUGGGCGAAAUGCUGAAAACUUCGACCGGUUUUUCACCCGCCAUCCACCAGUCCUAACACCUCCUGACCAGGAAGUCAUCAGGAAUAUUGACCAAUCAGAAUUCGAAGGAUUUUCCUUUGUUAACUCUGAAUUUUUAAAACCUGAAGCCAAGAGCUAAGUAGAUGUGCAGAUCUCUGUCCUCCAUUUCUGUCAUUCAAACUCCAUAGCUACUGUGGUGACAUUCUUCCUCAUUGCAAAGUUGCAUUUCUGUUUUAUUUGCUGAUGAGACUAGAGUGACCAUGUUUCAGAACCCAAAUGUCCUCAGGUAGUUGAUAGCAUCUCUCCGAGGCUGGACUAUCCAGAUGGCUCGUAGAACAUGCUGUUGCAUAAUUAACACGUUAACAGAGUCCUCUUACAAUUUAUUUCUCCAACAUGCCCACUAAGGAGACCCAGUGGGGAGAGGAAAUGCCUGCUUUCUUUCCCUCUUGAUGGGCCCCACCAUUUUCACACGUUCUCCAACCCCAACCAUCCAAUCUAGAUUCUUGCAAAAAAAAAUGGGUGGCUAAUUGGAUGCUAGCAGGCUGCUUCGACUUCUAGACUUGGAAUUUUGCUUGCACACAAGUACAUGGUUGCAUUGGCCUUGAAGAUCCCUCUGUGCUGCGUGUUUUCGGACUUUGAAAACAACAUGCUAAAACGAAAUUUGUAUUUGUUACUUUUUUAACCCAAAGUUAAGAAGAUUAUCCAAGUCCUCUUAAAAUUCCAAGUCUGUACUUUUAGAUAGUUUCUAUCUAAAAGCACUGUGGAGGGCCAAAGGGCCACCAGCGUGGGUGCUACCUCAGCACUGUAAUUUCUGAUACUUUGUCACUGAUCACCUGCACUACUUGAAAAGGGCAUUUGGGCACCACUUCUUGAAAGUACAUGGUCACUCUAGAAAGGUCCCAAAGGGCCACGAUUUUACAUUACAUUUCAAAUUUUUUUGCUUUGAGGUUUUAUUUCUGUUGUUCAAAUG